Theobroma umbraticum is the source of this 561-nucleotide messenger RNA. RefSeq lists its product as uncharacterized. The record is from RefSeq and is a predicted model, not a curated record. Lineage: Eukaryota; Viridiplantae; Streptophyta; Magnoliopsida; Malvales; Malvaceae.
AUGGGGUGUUGUUUUUCUAGUAGAUGUAGAUCACCGUCUACAUUCAACACAAUUCGCCUGGUUCAUCUUGAUGGUUAUGUUAAGGACUUUGAUCAUCCCAUUUCAGUCAGUGAGGUCAUAGGCAAACCGCCAAAGCAGUUUCUCUGCACUGCAGCUCAGCUUAUGUCUACAGGCUUCAAUCCCCUGAAUCUUGAUGCCCAACUCCAACCAGGCCAUAUCUACUUUGUGCUACCACUCUCAACCUUACAGGAUGAUAUUUCUCCUCUGGACAUGGCCUCUGUGGUAAGGAGACUUACAGCAAGAGCAAAAUCUAUCAGGUCUGACGCUGUGUCACCCAAAACUGGUCUUUUGUGGAGCCAAACUGGCUUGGGCUCCGAAGGGAACUCAUCUGUUAGGAUUCCAAGGCGGCUGGAGGGAAGGGAGAUGACACAUGACCUUCAAAACUCUUGCAGGGCGAGGGCACGGUCCUGGAAGCCGGUUCUAGACACCAUCAAAGAAACAUCCUUCACUCGGAGAAGUGAAUCUGAUCUGAGGGAGAUGCAAUUCAUUACCAAGAAAUAG